AAGGGUAAAUCAGCCAAAGAGUUGAAAAAGGAGAAACGAGCUGCUGCCGUUGCGGCCCGUGGACCAGCUGCGACAGAACGGCCUGGAUCCUCAAGAGGUGGGAGCGGAGGCGGCGCUGUAGCUCAGGAAAGCUCUCGAUUCGAGAUCCUAUCCACUAUCGAUAUCCCGUUGGCUUCUUCUUCCUCUUCUUCGGCUGCUUCCUCCUCCCGCCAACCAGCGCCUUCAUCCAAGAACACCAAGUCGAUGGAGACUGCUUUUUUCUCUCAUUUGCCAAAUCAUUCAUUGCCAGAUACAGCUGCGGCCUACAAGGGAAGCAAGAUCCACCCGGCUGUGAUUCAAGCUGGGAUCAUGAUGUCUUCAGGGGAAAUACGAGGGGCCAACGCCAGGACAAUGGCGACCAUGUUGGCCUUCCAGCAGGUCAUUGAAGAAUAUCAAUGCCCAGAGCAGACUGUCUUAUGGAAGGAUUUGCCAAAUCACCUCAGUCCAAUGAUUGCGUGGUUGGAGGAUUGUAGACCCAAGGGGGUUGGGGGAGGCAAUGCCAUCCGCUGGCUGAAGGGCGAGAUCAAUCGGCUUGGAGAAGUGGACAUGGGUACAGAUAUCGAACAAAAACGACAUCUUGUUGGCGCGAUUGACGAUUACCUGACUCAAAAAAUCGAAUUUGCCGAUCAAAUCAUCAUCUCGCAUGCCCAGGAAAAGAUCAAGGCGGGAGAUACGAUCGUCACUUAUGCUAGAUCAUCAAUCAUCGAAAAGGUCCUAUUGCAAGCUUGGCGCCGGAUGAAAGAGGUGGAUAGCAGUGCCGAAUUCAGAGUCAUCGUUGUGGACUCGAGACCAUUGAAUGAGGGCCGAUCAACCCUCUACACGCUGACUAAUGCCGGUAUCCCCUGCACCUACACCCUCCUCCCACUCGCAUCAUCUGUGUUGCCAAAUGCGAAUCUCGUUCUGGUCGGGGCCUCAGCUCUUCACUCCGAUGGAUCGUUGUACUCUCGAGCAGGUACAGCAGUCAUCAGUAUGCUCGCGAAAGAGUACCGUGUGCCCGUCGUGGCUUGUGUCGAAACGUACAAAUUCGGGGAAAGAGUCUCUCUGGACUCUGUAGCUUCCAAUGAGAUUGGCGAGCCUGAACAGCUCUUGCAGAUCCCAGGCGGCAAACCAUUCCAGGGAGAUUUCCCGGCUACGUUGACACCGCUCAACCUCAUGUAUGACUUGACGCCAGCCAACCUGAUCACGACGUUGUGCACCGAGCUCGGCUUCAUUCCUCCAAGUUCUGUACCCACAGUCCUGGGCAAAACCGCCCCAGUUGUAUGAGCGGUCUUCCCCAUUUCACUGCAAUGGCCUCACGCAUUCCAAGAGAGCCAAGAAUAUAGCAUGUACAGCAUUAAUACAAU
This is a messenger RNA of Kockovaella imperatae, 1382 nucleotides long. RefSeq lists its product as hypothetical. Lineage: Eukaryota; Fungi; Basidiomycota; Tremellomycetes; Tremellales; Cuniculitremaceae. The record is from RefSeq and is a predicted model, not a curated record. The coding region runs from base 244 to 1302 and encodes 352 amino acids. The transcript has 6 exons.